AAAAUAUGGUGGCUAGAUAAUGUGUGUCAGAGGGGACACUUUGAGCUAGGAUAGGAUUUGUAAACUACCAUUUCAAUUAAGAAGACCUGGACUUCGCUUUAGCGCCGAGUUCUCGCUGUGUGCUGAUUGGUCAGUCUCGUAUAAUCGCGCAUGUGUCACUAAUGUUAACGUUAGCACACAAGAAGAACUAAAGUAUUUGUAGUUUGUAAAAUCUGAACUAGCUCAAAGAGUCUUGUCUGAUAUGGAUUAUCUGGUCAUACUAUAUAUUAAAAAAGAACCUUUUUUAACAUGCCGGUGUCAGAUUUAUUUUGUCCGUUCUAAACUGGUGAUUUCCACACUACUGCAUCAUACAGAUGAAGAUAACAAUAAAGAUGGUUUGACCGUCUACCGUACAUAAGACUGCGGAUACGGGUGCGGUUCGAUUUCCGUUAAUUAAGUUUCACAUUGACGUUGUGUAGCCUAUACUUUGCUAAUGCCGUUUGUGUGAAACGAAAGAAAGAGCCCGAAGUGUGAAAGCGAGACCUACAUUCAUAUUAGUAAUAAACAGCGAUCCACCCCUUCGGUCACUUCUCUGCCUUGUGGUAUAAAAGAUAAGUCGGGCGGCAAACGCAGCGGAAAGGCAACUGAAACCCCCAAGGCAUCAAACAUCAGAGCAGGACCGAGCGCCGACAUGCAGCCUGAUUGGAAUCAACGAACAGCUGGGGCAAGAUUCGCAGGAGCCGCAUCCAGCCAAUAUACCUUCGUUUUUUUUGACCUGGAAACAACUGGCUUGGAUGUCUCGCAGUGCCACAUUCUCCAGCUAUCUGCUGUCUGUGGUGAGAGGACCUUCAACAAGUACGUGCUCCCAAGACACAGCAUAACUGCGGGAGCGUCCAGGGUGACGGGUUUCACUGUGGAAGGCGGCAGGCUCCUGCAGCACGGGCACCCCAUGCCAACCGUCCCCCUGAGGCAAGCGCUCAUUGAUUUCCUCACUUUCCUGCGCGGGGUCCAGAGUCCCGUCCUGGUGGCACACAACGCGCUGGACUUCGACGCCCCCAUCCUCCUCCGCACCUUGAGCAAUUUCUCCUUCUAUAAUAAGCUGACGUUCAUCGUAGGCUUCCUGGAUACUUUACGGCUCAGCUAUGACCUCCCGGUCUGCUCCGCGUUCAAGAAGUUCUCACUGGAAUACCUCGUCAAACAGUUCCUGGACAAGUCGUAUGAGGCACAUAACGCUCUGGAAGAUUCCAAGGUCCUGCAGGAGCUGUUCUAUGUCUGGAGUCCGAGCCCGACGCUCGUAGCCAAACAUCUGUGUUCAAUAGAUCAGGUAGAGUUCUAGCUUCCAGUUGCAGUGGUGGCUUGAUGGCUAGGGAAGCACACUUGUAAUUGAAAGACCUGAGCAAGGUACCACCCCCAAGCACUGUUCCCCAGGCGCUGUCGGCUCGAGUCACAAUACAGUCCCGUGCUUAGUUUUUUUUUUUUUAUUACUACUUAAUAAAAUAAUAAUAAAAUAGUAAUAAUUAAUAUUUUAAUGUUGUGAGCUGUAGUGUAUUGCAAUUAAUCACAAAAUUCUAAUUCAAAGCUAGGGGGUACCCGGGAGGAAUGUUUACAGGGUAGGGCAGUCCCCUGGUUAAGAAUGCCCGACUUACGAACAACUCGUACUUACUAUUAUAAAUUCGGGUUAAAUAUAAUGAUUCAUAAUAACAAACGCACGCAUUUCUUUGUGAUGCUCCUGAAAAUAUUGCGCGGCUUCAGCGGUUCGUCGGCUCGAGUCACAAUACAGUACCGUGCUUAGUUUUUUUUAUUACUACUUACUAUUUUUUUUUUAAAUAAUUAAUGUUUUAAUGUAGUGUUACCUUCAAAUUCGGAACGGAACUCUUUCGUAACCUGGGGACUGCCCUGUAUUUCUGAUGUCUGGGUCCGGUACCCGUUAAACAUGCCUCUCUAAAACUAUGUUUUUUCAUUUAGCAAAUUGGCAUCUCACAACUCCUGAAAAAUAUGGAUGUUGAAAUGACCUAUACUUGCUUUAAUUGCUUACAUUCAUCUUUUUGCAUAAUUAAAUGGAACUGCAUCACCAGCCAUAGAAUUUUAAUAUGCUAUAAGUUUAGUCAAAAUAUUUCCACGUCAUUUUCCACAUUACUGACACAAAAUCAUGCCUUUCAUUUCAUUGUAUGUACUUUUGCUUAAUAUAAGUGAACUAUGGACCGAACUCGUAAAUGCAUUCUAUAGUCGUGUAUUCCAUUUGUACUCUCUCAUAAUAAAACAUCUAUACUAACAAUUUUAA
Messenger RNA from Paramormyrops kingsleyae, 2260 nucleotides. RefSeq names its product DNA polymerase III subunit epsilon-like. NCBI's taxonomy places the organism in Eukaryota, Metazoa, Chordata, Actinopteri, Osteoglossiformes, Mormyridae. Gene Ontology annotation, biological process: DNA catabolic process. The record is from RefSeq and is a predicted model, not a curated record. Gene Ontology annotation, cellular component: cytoplasm. Gene Ontology annotation, molecular function: 3'-5'-DNA exonuclease activity; nucleic acid binding.